CUUUUAUCUUCUCAAAACAAAAUAUAUUCCAUAUAUAAAUUAUAUCCACAAAUCAAAAAAAUGCGUUCUUCUGCCAUCAUCGUCGCCGCCGCCGCCACCUUGGCUGGCCUCGCCUCUGCCUCGCCCGCUCACAAGUUCGACAAGCACGCCACCCACAUUGCCUACACUUACCCCAACGGCACCUUCACCAAGCCCUUUGACGUGGUCACCAACGGAAAAGCCCAGCAACUUCCUUCCAACAACAUCGUCUCCGAGGUCUUUGUCGCUCCGCCCUUUGACGGCCGCCGCUACGUCCUCACCUCGUGCUCUUUCCAGGCUCCUUCUAACAAGAGCCUUGGGGCCGUUUCAAUCCGCAAGCCGACCACGGUGCCUGUAAAUCCUCCUGCUGCUAUCGGCUAUGUGACUUGCAACUCCAACUAGACGGGAUGGACAGCGUCAUGUAUUAUAUAUUUUUACUUUGGGAGAUUGUGUGUUUUUAAAACUGUUGCUCUAAUUCGAGUGGUUUUUUUGUUCUCUUUGCUUUUCGGAGGGAGCAGUUGACGGAGGCGAGGCGUCGUAUAUAACGAUAUAUACGUGAAUAUGCAG
Trichoderma asperellum CBS 433.97 is the source of this 585-nucleotide messenger RNA. RefSeq lists its product as uncharacterized. The record is from RefSeq and is a predicted model, not a curated record. NCBI's taxonomy places the organism in Eukaryota, Fungi, Ascomycota, Sordariomycetes, Hypocreales, Hypocreaceae.